This is a messenger RNA of Dibothriocephalus latus, 312 nucleotides long. NCBI's taxonomy places the organism in Eukaryota, Metazoa, Platyhelminthes, Cestoda, Diphyllobothriidea, Diphyllobothriidae. The record is from the annotation of a GenBank genome assembly.
GAAAACCGAUAUAACCUCAACGCCGGCUGCCUGCCCUGUCCACCGUGCUAUAACCUCAUUCAAAAGCGAGUUCACGAAUUGCGCGACAAAUUGGCUAAUUUGUUUGGUGGUGAUGGUCCCGAUGCCUCCGGCGACCAAUCAGAGCUUAACGAGCGCGUUGCAGCCCUAAACAAAACAGUCCAACAUAUGUACAAGGAGGCCUUGGAUAACAGCGGUGGUAAGCGGCAGAGAACCCAUUUUAUUUGCGUUUACUUGGAUACUCUCGAAACCGGCAGUUCAACGUUUGAAACUAUUGCGGCAACCCAGGAAUGA